AUGUCUUACCAGCAGCAGCAGUGCAAACAGCCUUGCCAGCCACCUCCUGUGGUGUGCCCACCUAAGUGCCCUGAACCAUGCCCACCCCCAAAGUGCCCAGAGCCAUGCCCACCUCCAAAGUGCCCAGAGCCAUGCCCACCCCCAAAGUGCCCACCUCAGCCAUGCCAGCAGAAAUGCCCUCCGGUGCAGCCACCCUGCCAGCAGAAGUGUCCACCCAAGAGCAAGUAA
Molecule: messenger RNA, 228 nt
Organism: Chrysochloris asiatica (Cape golden mole)
Lineage: Eukaryota; Metazoa; Chordata; Mammalia; Afrosoricida; Chrysochloridae
Gene: SPRR2D
Product: small proline-rich protein 2D
Exons: 1
Coding region: 1-228 (75 amino acids)
Cellular component (GO): cornified envelope
Source: RefSeq, a predicted model, not a curated record